Messenger RNA from Protopolystoma xenopodis, 543 nucleotides. Lineage: Eukaryota; Metazoa; Platyhelminthes; Monogenea; Polystomatidea; Polystomatidae. The record is from the annotation of a GenBank genome assembly.
AUGAGGCAUUUUGACGACGAACUUUUACACCAAAUUGUGAAUACAAGUAGAUCUCUAACAAACUUUGUCGGCUCGAAUUCACGGCUGUGCAUCCAUUUAGACAAUUGUUCCUCCCGAGAGGUGCACAACGAAGACAUUUCUCUUCAACUAACCGGAAUAGUCGAGGCUGCCGAUUCCUUCGAAGAGGCUCCUUCGGUAUUGCAUUCAGCCGAUCGAAUGAACGCACCAUCCUACACUUUUCCCUCGACCGACCAGCUUCUUCACAGCCAGUUGGCUCGUGACGCCUGCCUUCUCAAUUGGUGUGGUGACAGUCUGGAGCAGGAAGAUUUACUUGACUACCAUAUUGAUGACUUGAUGCCCGACGGCUUGGAGGGCAGUACUAUCUUUGCGACAGCUGAGAACACAUGCGUCGAUGGUGUCCGGUGCACAAAUGCCCCGGAGACUGUGUACCGGCCAAGUAGGAUAAACAGCGGUUUCCAUCCUCUCCAGACAGAAGAAAUAGGAGAGAAGGCUUGCGCCAAUCCCAGAACAGAGAUCAGGCCU